UCGGGAGCCGAGCGGACCUGGAGCUACAGCCUCGCCGCAGGCGGGCGGGACAGGGCGUGAGCCGACUUCCGUCUGCCCGCGCGGCGCCCACCCAGCUACCCUGCUCUAUUAUGGUUGACCAGCGCGCCCUGGUGCUCGCACCUUAACGCAGAGCUCUGCGUCCUCGCGAGGCCCCCGUCCCGGCCGGCCUGCGAGCUGGAGCCGCUGCAGGGCUGGGGCUGGCUCCGGAGCCCUAGGCCCACCGCCGUCCCCUGCCUUCUCUCCUGUCUGCCGGCCGCCCUGCCGCCGCCGCUGCCCUCGCCGCGGAGGGACGGGGAGCCGGCAUGGCGGGCAGCCCCCCGGCCGCCUGGCCCCAGAACCAGUGUUGUUUCAGGGCCUCCUGACUUUUGAGGACGUGGCUGUGCACUUCACCCAGGAAGAAGGGGCGCGUCUGGACGCUGGGCAGAGGACCCUGUAUAGAGACGUGAUGCUGGAGACUUACAGGAACCUGGUCUCUCUAGAGGUUCCAGGAUCCAAACCAGAUCUGAUCUCCCAACUGGAGCAAGGAAGGGAGCCCUGGGGCUCAGACCUGCUGGGGGCCCAGGAAGCAGAGACUGUGGGAGAUGCCGGCAUAGAUUCCACCCAGGGGUCUUUGUGUAAACAUGUGACUGCAAGGGUGAAAAUGACUCCAGCUGCAGAGCCUCCAGGAGGAGCAUCUGGAAGCCUCUCCGGGGGUGAGCCUCCAAAACCGGUCUGCAAAGAAGCCCCUGGGCAGGAGGGCAGGCUAGGGAGCCUGGAGAACUUCCUUAUCCAGGAGAGACCAUCACAUGGAACCUUCUGGACCAUCUCCAAAGGAGAAGGGGCCCAGAAAGGCGGUAAAUGGGGACCGGACCUUUUCUGUAGCCGCGAGACAAACGCUAAAGGGCAGACAGCCCACACAUGCGAAACGUGCACCAAGACCUUCCGAUACCUCUCGCGCCUGGUGAGACACCAGGCCACGCACAGUGGUGAGAAGCCGCACGCAUGCGGGGAGUGCGGCCGUGCGUUCAGCCAGCGCUCGCACCUGGCGCAGCACCGCAGCGCGCACGCCGGCCAGAAGCCGCACACCUGCGGGCAGUGCGGCCGCGCCUUCACGCGGCUCUCCACGCUGCACCGCCACCAGCGCGUCCACAGCGGGGAGAAGCCUUUCGGGUGCCAGUGGUGCGGAAAGCCCUUCAGUUAUAGCACUCUCCUCGCCCAGCACCAGCGGAUCCACACACGAGAGAGGCCGUUCCGGUGCUCAAAGUGCGGGAAGAGCUUCAUCUGGAAGUCCAGCUUUCGGACUCAUCAGAAAUCGCACCUGUGCAGCCAGGUGGCGUGGAUCUCUGUAAGCUAAGUAGCCGCUGGCAGGGGGAGCGUAGGGCUGGCUGCUGCUGCAAGGAGGGCCCCAGAAGGAUGUCCUCAGCACAUGGCCCAGCGCAGAGUGAGACCAGCAUGAGGGACUGGACUGUUUCUCCAUCGGAGACCAACGAGCGCAUUUCACGUCCUUCCCACAACGAGGGGUAGCCCAGGCCUGCCUGCCCCAGCCAGCAGGACCUGCUAGCCUGCUGGAUUCAGUGUAGCUGUGAGACAUCUGUGGACAAAUUGAUACUUUGAAAGUUACUAUUUUCACCUGCAUCCAGAUUUUAUUUCUGAAAUUUAAAAUGUAGGUCUUCGGUUUAUUUGCAUCAUAGGUGGGUUCUAAAUGCCUUUGAAAUCCAGAUGGGCUACCAAACUUUUGUAUAAUCAAUCUUCCAUCACACAGCAGCUCUGAGCAUCAGGAGAAGAUCACUGUAACUCUGGUCACCGUUUGGUCCUGGCUGGUUGUUUUCAGAUGCUAAUUAGUUAAGCAGGAUGUGAGUGUUCCAUCUUGGGCAGCUCAGCCCUUGCUGUUGGCCCUGUGGCUUUGCUUGCUCAGCUUCACCGUUCUGCAUGCCAACUCUGCUUGAGUCAGGCCAUAUGAAACAUUAAGAGUGUGCAUGUCAUUUGGACUGUUCUUUUUUCCAGCCAGUUCUUCCAUAGAGAAUAUAUUUGCAUAGUAUGGAUGUUUUCUAUACAAUAAUAACAUUAAAAAUUUAAAACACAUGGUGGAAAUAGAGAAAACAGAUAUAAAAGAAGCCAGUGGUCAUGAAACACAGGAUAUCUAUAGGAAGGUUAGUUGGCAAGCACUGCCCAAGCAUCAGGGGGUGGGCAGGGGGAGGCUGUGCCUUUGUGACCAACCACUGAACUCUUGGCAUACCUUUUGCUGCUUAGAGGCUAAGUGUCACAUGUCUAGUGAAACUAAACGUGCUCAGCCAUUUUCCUGCAGGCAGAUUAAAUAACUUAAUUACAGAAGCAAUACGUGAUCAUUUGAGGAAAUAUACAGAUAUAUAAACAUAAAGUAAAAUAUGGGACUUCCCUGACAGUCCAGUGGUUAAGACUCUAGGCUUCCAUUGUAGGGAGUAUGGGUUUGAUCCCUGGUCAGGGAACUAAGAUCCCACAUUAUGUGCAGUGCAGCUAAAAUAAAAUAGAGCAAAAUAUAACCGGAAGUUUUAUUUUGACUCAAAGGAACCUGAUAAACUGACAAUGAAAAGGUGGGAUUUGGGUGUUGCCCACAGUGUUUCACCCAGACUAUCUAGAUUCAAAGCUGUAGCAGAAGAAAACCUUCCUGAACUAAAGGAGUGCCUGCUCUUGACACUGAAAGACUUGAUUGUGAGCAAAAGAAAAAACAGAGAACAUGAAGUUUCAUGAAAUGACUGGAUCACAAACACCCAGGAAAAAGAUGUAGAUCACCAACAGGAAAAAAUAAGCUUGCCCCAGGCUUUAAUUAACAAAGACUGCAGCUCUUUCCAUAUUUAUUUCCUUAAUGUGUCACCAUAUUUUAUUUGUUUAUUUUGACUGUGCCUUGGGGAGUGUAGAAUCUUAGUUCCCUGAGCCCCCUAUGGUGGAAGUCCAGAGUCAACCACUGGGCUGUCAGGGAAGUCCUAGAGUCAAAUUUUAAAGCUUAUUUCCUUUCUUUUCCCUUUACCUCUUCAAAUUAAGUUCAUUAGAUGCAAAAAAUAUGAUGGAGUCUUGUCAGAGAUAAAGAAGACAUGGCUCAGAAACACUGGAUGAAACAGGACGCAAUUAAUGAAGAGACACUGGAUGAUGUUCCUUUGGGGUAGAGGAGGGAGCAGCUUCAGAGCUAUGUAAUAAUUACAUAUGGAUGGGCAGAAGCUUUGAAACUGCUUUUUGAGAAAAUGUACUGAUGUGGAUAUUGGGUCGUCAAGGCGUGGAUUGUCUUUAACAUAUCUUGUUUCAGCCCAUCCGGAAUCCAUCCUCCUUUCUUUUUGUAAAAGUACCUCUCCUUCCAUUUGCAGCACUUCCCAGGGUCCGUUGUAGGAAGUCACAGUGGUGCUAUCAGUCUGGGUGCCUUGUUUUUCUUUUUCUUGCCCAGUCACUCUGGCCAGAACUUCCAGUACAAUUUUGAGCAGAAGUGGCAAAAAUGAACAUUCUUGUUUAAUUUCUUACCUUAAGGGGAAAGCUUUUAUUCUUUCAUUCAUUGAGUAUGGUGUUGUUCAGUCGUUCAGUUGUGUCCAACUCUGUGACUCCAUGGACUGCAGCACAUCAGGCUUCCCUGUCCUUCACCAUCUUCCACAGCUUGCUCAAACUCAUGUCCAUCAAGUCAGUGAUGCCAUCCAACCAUCUCAUCCUCUGUCAUCCCCUUCUCCUCCUGCCUUCAAUCUUUCCCAGCAUCAGGGUCUUUUCCAAUGAGUCAGUUCUUCGCAUCAGGUGGCCAAAGUAUUGGAGUUUCAGCAUCAGUCUUUCCAGUGAAUAUUCAGGACUGAUUUCCUUUGGGAUGUUAAAGGAGUGUGAUGUUAGCUGUAGGUUUUUCAUAAAUGCCCUUGAUUAAGUUGAGGAAGUUCUCUUCUGUUCCUGGUUUGUUGAGUGUUCUUAUCAUGAAAGGGUGUUAGACAUGAUCAAAUGCUUUAUCUGCCUCAGCUGAGAACUUUUUUGUUCUUUGUUCUAUGAAUGUGGUGUACUUGAUACUUUUUUUUAAAAAUUGAACCAUCCCUUGCAUUGCAGAAAUAAAUCCCACUUAAUCAUG
Dama dama (fallow deer) is the source of this 4063-nucleotide messenger RNA. RefSeq names its product zinc finger protein 679-like. Gene Ontology annotation, biological process: regulation of transcription by RNA polymerase II. The coding region runs from base 467 to 1354 and encodes 295 amino acids. Gene Ontology annotation, molecular function: DNA-binding transcription factor activity, RNA polymerase II-specific; RNA polymerase II cis-regulatory region sequence-specific DNA binding. NCBI's taxonomy places the organism in Eukaryota, Metazoa, Chordata, Mammalia, Artiodactyla, Cervidae. The transcript is spliced from 4 exons. The record is from RefSeq and is a predicted model, not a curated record.